GGGACGAUGAAUUUAAUGUCUAAAGCUAAAACCUUAUACCAAAAUCUAAACAUGAAUUUUCAACUCUUAUGUUCAUGAAAAGAUUGCUUUAAACUUUAUUAUCUUUAACACACAAAUCAAUAAUUAAAGAUGCAACAUAAGUGUGCCACAACUAAAACAAUUAGGAAAAAUGCAAUUUAUUUAACCCCAUUCAACCUAUACUAGCAUAUAUAUACUAGUAAUAUAGUUUUCCAUUUUUCUAGGGAUUUAUUUAUUUAUUUCUAUAAAUUGUAUACGUUGAAUGAGUUAUGAUUGCAUGAGUGAAGUACCAUGUGCCUUUGUAUGUACUCUCAAAAUUCAGUAUUAAUAAUCCCAUUCACCACUCAUCUUUGACACACAUUCUUUUCUUCUUUCUUUGUAUAUCUCAAGAGGGAAGAGAAGAAAAACAUGAAGUUGCCAAUCUUUCUUCUUCUCAUUCUUGCUCUUCUUGCCCCUAUCUCCACUACAUCUUCACAUGUACAAGAUCCUGAUCUUGUAGUAGAACAUGUCCACAGGAGUAUAAAUGAAUCUAGGAGGAAUUUGGGAUCUCUAUCAUGUGGGACCGGAAAUCCAAUCGACGAUUGCUGGCGGUGUGACAAGAGUUGGGAAAAGAAUCGCCAACGGCUAGCCGAUUGUGCAAUCGGGUUUGGAAAACACGCCAUUGGUGGACGUGAUGGUAAAAUAUACGUUGUCACCGACUCUAAAAAUGAUGAUCCGGUUAACCCUAAACCGGGAACUUUAAGAUACGGGGUGAUCCAAAACGAACCGUUAUGGAUCAUAUUUGCACAUGACAUGACCAUUCGACUCAAAGAAGAACUCUUGAUGAACUCAUUCAAGACCAUCGAUGGUCGUGGGGCCAAUGUUCAUAUAGCCGGUGGACCAUGCAUCACCAUACAAUAUGUGACAAACAUCAUCAUACAUGGUGUCAACAUACAUGAUUGUAAGCAAGGGGGGAACACCGAUGUUAGGGACUCACCGGACCAUUAUGGGUUCCGCACAAUAUCGGAUGGUGAUGGGAUCUCCAUCUUUGGUGGAAGUCAUGUAUGGGUGGAUCAUUGUUCAUUGGCUAAUUGUCAUGAUGGUUUAAUUGAUGCCAUACAUGGAUCCACAGCCAUAACCAUAUCCAAUAACUACAUGACACAUCAUGAUAAGGUCAUGUUAUUGGGACAUAGUGACACUUUACUUCAAGACAAGAAUAUGCAAGUCACAAUUGCAUUUAACCAUUUUGGUGAAGGCCUUGUACAAAGGAUGCCAAGAUGUAGGCAUGGGUAUUUCCAUGUGGUUAACAAUGACUAUACCCAUUGGGAAAUGUAUGCAAUUGGAGGAAGUGCUUCACCAACCAUCAAUAGUCAAGGGAAUAGAUUUCUAGCUCCCAAUACAUAUGAUAAUAAAGAAGUGACAAAACGAGAGGAGGCGUCAGAAAGCGAAUGGAAAAACUGGAAUUGGCGUUCAGAAGGCGACCUCAUGUUAAACGGUGCCUAUUUCACUCCAUCAGGCGCAGGGGCGUCUAAAAGUUAUGCACGAGCAUCAAGCUUAAGUGCAAGACCAUCUUCCAUUGUGGGGUUUGUCACAGCUAACGCAGGUGUACUUCGCUGCACGAGGGGCUCUCGGUGCUAGUCUUAAGCCCCACGGGUCCUUUCGAUUUGUUUCUAAGUUAACAAAAAAGCAAUAUUGUGUUGAUAAUAUUAUAUAAAAUUACUUACAUAAGCAAACAAAUUUUGCACCUCUUGUUAGCCUGUCUCUGUUUCCAUGUAACAAAUUGCCACUUAGGGAAUUCAAUUAUGAACCCUAAUUGAAACAGAUGAAUCAAGAGCUACAAUUGUUAUUGCUUGUUAAAUUUCAUCAAUUAUAACUGUGGUAAUAUUAUCCUUGAUUAUUGUGGUAAUAUUAUUCUUUAUUUUUUUA
Messenger RNA from Helianthus annuus (common sunflower), 1923 nucleotides. Its product is annotated as probable pectate lyase 5. The coding region runs from base 427 to 1635 and encodes 402 amino acids. The transcript has 4 exons. The record is from RefSeq and is a predicted model, not a curated record. Lineage: Eukaryota; Viridiplantae; Streptophyta; Magnoliopsida; Asterales; Asteraceae. Gene Ontology annotation, molecular function: pectate lyase activity.